AUGGUGAAUUACCCCAUGAAACCGCCUCGAAUAGAAGACGGCACGCUGUGCAUGCUCGGCGCUCGCACGCACAGCAGCUGCACGCUGCACCUGCCGCCCACCGCACCCAUCGCACACUCUUCCUUAGACUCGCGGAUUCCGUAUCAACAGCAGCAGCAGCAGAAUGGGGGUGUAUCUCAACAGCCGGAACAUCGAGAUCAGUCAGUUUUAGGGUCGGGAGGGUCCACGUGGCCUGUCGUCCGCUCCGGCUUUAGCGCGGAUAAAGGCGGCCGGCAGCGGAUGGAAGACGCCCACGUGGCGGUAGAUGAUUUGUCACAGGCGAUUGGUGACGUGGCCGUUGCGCAUCCGCGAGCUUUUUACGGGAUCUUCGACGGUCACGGCGGCGACGCGGCGGCGCAGUUCGCGCGGCAGAAGCUGCUGGGCCACGUGGUGCGCGACGCGGCGUUCCCGCUGCACGUGGGCAGCGCGCUCAGAAACGCGUUCCUGCGGACGGACCGCGAGCUGGAGACGGCGCGCACGGCGGAGGGGCACGCCAUGGACUCGGGCACCACUGCGCUCGCCGUGCUGCUGCUGGGCAGGUCGCUGUACGUAGCAAACGCGGGGGACUGCCGGGCGGUGCUGUGCCGCAGGGGGCAGGCGGUGGAGCUGUCGCGGGACCACCGCGCUGUCUGCCAGCACGAGCGCGCGCGCGUGGAGCGGGCGGGCGGCGACAGCGACAGUGACGUUAUAGAGGGGCCGCUUAUAGCGGAUCCAGAGGUGCACGAGGCGCAUCUGUCGAACCCCGAGGACGAGUUUCUGGUGCUGGCGUGUGACGGGCUGUGGGACGCGUUCAACAAUGAGGGCGGCGGCAGCAAGGAGGUCGUGGCGUUCGCUCGCAGGCGACUCAGACUGCACAACGACCCCCAGCAGUGCUCCAAGGAUCUAGUGGAGGAGGCGAUCCGGCGGCACGCGUGCGACAAUGUGACGGUGCUGACGGUGUGCUUCUCACUCGACCCCCCGCCACUGCUGCAACACCAUGAGCUGCUGCACUCGCAGCUUCCUCGCAGCUUCUCAGAGUACAGCCUUAGAUGCCUCAACUGA
Molecule: messenger RNA, 1080 nt
Organism: Closterium sp. Naga37s-1
Lineage: Eukaryota; Viridiplantae; Streptophyta; Zygnematophyceae; Desmidiales; Closteriaceae
Source: the annotation of a GenBank genome assembly